UUAGUAUUGGACCGCAGCUGCUUUGUUUACUUUUCUCCUGAAAGCGUUAACGUGUCUGUUAGUUCAACAAUAUUUAUCCGGGAGCGUUUUAUCGGUUUAAUUUCGGUGUUUUUGUCGGUUAAAACGUUCAUAUUUUCGCGUUUACUGUAACUUUUAAAGACAUUAAUUGAAAAUAUUGCAGAAAAUUAAAUUACAGAAACAUGUCGGCUGGUCCGCAGAUGUUCCCCUCCUCUCCGUCCUUCCCUCCCGGGCCGGGGGAGGGUUUCGCCGGCGUGGACCCUCUCAGCAGCUCGCUGUCGGAAAUGGACACCCUGCGGAUGUUCGUCAGUGAGCGGCUGACGGCGGCGGUGGACGACAUCCUGGGAGUGUUCGGGAAAACCGUGGCCCGUUACCGGGAGCAGAUAGACCACCAGCGGCGGCAGCUGGACAGCCUGGUGGCCGGGGAGGGCAGGUGGAGCCGGGCGGCAGACUGUCUGCAGUCGUCCUCCUGGAUAAAAUCUUGCCCUGAACACCAGGUCCUGAAUGUCCAGCUGCUCCAGACCAGCAACACCGAUGGGACUGACGCCGGCACCUCGGCUGCUCUGAUUAAAACAGAGGACGGCGGUGAGGACUGUGGAGGGACUGAACCAAACAACCACUUUGAUCCAUCUGCUGGUCUGGAAGCAGCGAGCGACGACCGACUCCUGGAUGAGGGCUCAGACACUGAGGACAGCGGAGAUUACUGGAGAGAAGCUGCUGAACUCUGGAAGCCAAAUGAGACGGCAGAAACAGAAGGUUCAGGGAAAGACAUGAAGAGCUGCACUGAUCUGCCGCAGCAGCACAAACUGCUUCCCACCGAGUUCAACUGCAAAGUUUGUGGCGAGUCCUUCCAGAGGAUGAGCUAUCUGCUCAAUCACUCUGCGGCGCAUCUGAGGGACUGCGGCAUUUGCGGGAAACAUCUGGAGCGCACUGACAAUUUGAAGCUUCACCUCAAAGUCCACCGAGAAUCUUCGUUCCGCUGCAGCGUCUGCGGGCAGAGCUUCACCCUGCGGGGGAACCUCAGGACGCACAUGAGGAUCCACUCAGGGGAGCGGCCGUACGCCUGCACCGUCUGCGGCAAGAGCUUUGGCAGGAGGGCGACGCUGGUGCGACACGUCCGCAGCCACACGGGCGAGAAGCCGUUCACCUGCACGUACUGCGGCCACGGCUUCGUGGAGAAGGGAAACCUGACGGUGCACCUGCGGACGCACACCGGAGAGAGGCCGUACUGGUGCUCCGUCUGCGACCGGCGCUUCAGCCAGCUGUCCUGCUUCUACAAACACCCAUGUCAGAGGAGAGGCCUGAUCUCUGCCCCCGUUAACCCCAGCUGACUGCUGCGAAACAGGACGAGGAUAACCGAGCAAAACCUCCUUCACGAAACAGAACAAUGCAGCUCAUUCCUGAUUCUAAAGGAGCAGUGAAACAUCAUUCUCUGUCAAGUGUGAAGGAUUUUGGACUCUUCUGGACGAUGCAACAAUCAUUUUAUUUAUUUGCAUUUUGGUAUCUGAGAAAUCAGGUGGUUGAUUUUCUGCAGAAGACUCUAAACACUUUCCUACCAAUGAGCCUCGACAGCUGUUUCCUUUGAGAACAAGCAAAUAAUUUGCUUUGUGAACUGAACUCAUCUUCAUGAAUCCAAAUCUGACCCAGAAUUUAAUGUAAAUUGUUUAAUUUUCAGCUCCUGUAUUUUCCAGCUCUUUUCCUGAAAUCUCCUCACAUAAUUUCCUGAAAAAUAGCUGCUGUUUAGCUGUAAAUUACAGGAUAUUUCCAAGUGAGUACUGCACAAGUACAUACUAGCAGUUAUUUUAUUGUCGAUUAACAUACUUAUUUUCAAAACUUACUGACUAGUUUGGUCUAUAAAAUGGUGCAAAAUCAGUGUUUCCCAAGAUGACAAAUGCCUUGUUUUAUCCACAGUCCAAAAAUACUCAUUUUACUGUCAUUGAGGAGGAAAGAAACCAGAAAAUGUUCAAAUUGAAGAAGCUGGAAUCAGAAAAAAACUCAAACCAACUAAUCAGUUUCAUUCUUUGACAACUAAUGGAUUAACUGUUACAGCUCUAAAUUAUAAGCUAAAUCAGUUGUUUGUUGCACAUAUAUGGGAAUUUUUAAUUUAAAUAAUUAGAAAAUUAUGUUUUUGAGGACUGAAAGAGUUCACACACUGUCUGGACUGAUGGAUGCUAAUGUCAGACCAACAUUCUUAAUCAUUGAUUUAAUAGAAAAUGAGCCACACUAAAUCACUUUAUUUAUUAAGUAGUUCAUCAUAUUGAAACAUAAUGAAUUUAGAAAGAAUGCAGUUCAACUGACGUGCAGCAGAAACACCUUUAGACAGAUGAACGGUGCUUCCAAAUUAUUCAUCUUCUCGGUUAAAUUGAUCUCAAAAUAUUUAUUGCAGUGAGGUGUAGCAUUUCAAAUAUGUAUGACUGCAUGACUUGACCUUUCCAAAUAUUGUAUUUGCUUAUCUGCGUGACAAAUAUUGUUGAGAAUAAUAGUGUAAAAACAAGAAAAGCACUCAAGAGAGGGCAGUACUCCGCCAAGGCUGAGUCAAGGUUGUAUCAUUUCCAACGGCUGCAAUCUUGAAAAAAAUUUGUGGCAGAAAUGACGACACCAUAGAAUGUGGCCGUUUAAUAUAGAUGUACCCACAAACAAAAUGACAUUGCGCUGAGCACAGGUGUGUGUUAUGCAUGUGUAUCGAAUCGCGUGACCUAAAUAUGUAGUGGGCAGCGGGAGUUGAUGGGAUUCGGAAACAUCCCCAUAAUUUAAUCAAUUGUUCCUUGUGUCAUUUCUAACAGAUAAGUCCCGAUAAGUCAUAGUGUUCACUUGUUGUCAUAGCUACAGUGAUGCCAUGCCGCUAUCUCGCCAUGAUACAGAAAUUUUUAAACAAAUCCGUGGAUCCAGACUAUAAGCCGCAUCAUGGCCAAAAUCUAAUGAGGUGGUCCUUGUGUUAUUUCUGACCCUCCCUGAAAAUUUCAUCCAAAUCCGUAUGCUGAUCGUCACACAACUCCGCCAUUCCUUGAUGGAGUAAUAACUGAUACAUACAAUUUUCUAGUUAUCCAACACUUUUUGAAAAAUUUGAUUACGAUGUGUCUAAAACUGACAAAAUAAUAAUGAAACAUUCCAGGAAGAAAUCAGAAAAUACAGGACCUGUAAAAUAUAAUGCUGUUUUCAACUGCAGGUUGUGUUUUCAGUUUUUCUACAUUCCACCUGUCAUUAAAAAUACAUGCGACACUGUUUUAAACUCUGUGAUUGGAUGUUUCUGGUUGAAAUGCACCUUAGGAGUUCGACUUUCCCGUACCUUUGACUUUUGAACAAAGAACGAGACGUUUUUGUUCAUAUUUUCUACUGAUAACUUCAAUCCAGCAUGCAGAACUUUGGAACGUUGCUGCUGAAGCCUCUGCUGAGCUGAGAAUUAUAUUAGUACUGAAUAUGGACCAGAAAAUGAGAACCGUGAAACAAAUAAAGGCUUUCUGCUUCAUUAGUGGUGUCGCAACAAUGAAUACAAUCUGCACGCUCUCCCAGGACAUGUUGUAAAUUCAGAAUUAAGAGAUAACAAGUACCGAGAUAAAAGGUCAGAACUGGAGAGAUAUUUGUGUCAGUCGAAGGAGGCGAGAGUCAUUUAGAUGUCUGACGACCUGCAGAUAAAAAGUCAAAACUGUAAGAGAGUAAAGAUAUAUAAAAAAUAUUCAAAUAAGUGCAAACUGUGAGAUUGGAAAAAAAACUUUAGAUAAAAAAUUCUAAAUUACAACUUUAAAAAUUCAAAAGUAAGAUUAAAAAGUCUGAAUUGACAGAAAAAAUGAAACUUGUCAAUUAAAAAAACUAACUUAAAAAUAAAAAGUCAAAAUUGUGAGAAAAACUUAAAUAAAAAGUCAAAAAUGUGAGAUACAAUGUAAAGAGUUGUAUGUUGGAAAGUGAAAAUUAUGACAAAAGUAAAAAUAAAAACUUCAAGAAAAUGACAAUAAAAAAUGCAAAAAAAUAGAUAAGUCAAAAUUAGGAUAAAAAAGUAAAGUUAGAAGAUAAAAACACACUUAGAAAGUCAAAUUGUGAGUUCAAACGGUCAAAUUAAAAAGAUAAGUGAAAUUUGGGAGAUGUGAAGUGAAAAUUUGUGAUUUAAACAAAUUAAAUUGUAAGAAAAAAGUCACAAUUUUAAGAGGCCAGUUUAUUGUCUCAAAAAAAUCUAAGAUAAAUAGUUAAAAUGAACCAUUAGAGUCAAAACUGAGAUAGAGUGAAAAUUAUGUUUUUAAAAAAUCUAAAUUAUGAGAUAAAUACCAUGACUGUGUUAGAAAGUAAAAAUUACAAAAUGAAAAGUCAAAAUUAUGAAACAGAAACUCACAGUUGUCAGAUAAAAUGUCAACAUUUUGUUAAAAGGUAAAAGUUGUGAGAUAAAUAAAAAAUAUGACAUCAAAGGUAAAAAUGAAUACAAAUGGAAAGCAAAAAUUAUGAGAUAAUUAAAAAUUUCAAGCCAAAUUAUGAUAAUAGGUCUAAAUUAUGAUAGAAAAAAGUAAAAAAAAAAAGUGAGGUAACCAACACUGAGUAAAAAGCCAAAAUUAUGAGACCACCCCAAGUUUUCUCUGAAUAUUGUUUGAACUGAGACAUUUUUUUUCUCUUUGAAACAAUAAUAAUCAUUAAAUAAUAAUGAUUAUAACAAUAGCAAUAAUAAUAACAAAUUGUGUUUUAAAAUGUCAUAGAUAGAUAGAUAGAUAGAUAGAUAGAUAGAUAGAUAGACAGAUAGACAGAUAGACACUUCAUUGGUCCCGAGAGCAAAAUGUAUUACUAUUGUUAAUUAUAAUUAAUAUCAUAAAAUAAUCAAUGAUAAUAAUAAGUUUCAAUACAUGACAUUUUAAAACAAUUUAUUGCAUGCACAGACAUUAUUACAAGACUUCUUUGCAAUAUUGUUGUUGUCAAUUAACAAGUUCCAUCCAUCCAUUCUCUAUACACCGCUUUAUCCUCAUUAGGGUCACGGGGGGUGCUGGAGCCUAUCCCAGCUGACUCGGGUGAAGGCAGGGGACACCCUGGACAGGUCACCAGUCUGUCACAGGGCUACAUAUACAGACACACAAUCACACUCACAUUCACACCCACGGGCAAUUUAGUUAUCAAUUAACCUCAGCAUAUUUUUUAGACUGUGGGAGGAAGCCGGAGUGGCCGGAGAAAACCCACACAUGCACAGGGAGAACAUGCAAACUCCAUGCAGAAAGAUCCCAGGCCCAGGCCGGGAUUUGAACCGGGGAUCUUCUUGGUGCAAGGCGAAAGUGCUAACCAGUACACCACUGUGCAGCCCAAAUAAUAACAAUAUUAUGUGCUUAUUAUAUCUAAAAAAAGAGACUCUCUGUAACCAGAGGGGAAAUUGAGGGUUGGAUGUUUUAAGUUUUGAAACUAUGAAUAAUAUGUUCAAAAUUAAUUGGUUAUGUCACCUCAUCAGAGAAAAUGUUAAUAUGAGGAAUGUAAUUCCAAAUUAUGUAUUCAAAAAAUUAGGAGGAAUUCAUUUUUUUCUCAAAUGUAAUUAUAAAAUUGACAAAAUACCAAUUCAGUUAUCAAACUUCCAUAACAGGCGUUGCUCUCCUGGGGGCUGAUCCACAAACGCGGCUUUUCGCCAACCAGCUGCUACAUAUGGAACAACCAACAUAUACAGCACAGAAACAAAACAAUAUUUUACAAAUCUUGGUUUGAUCAGGGAGUAUUAUGGGUCAAUCAGUCAAUCGAUGAACAAGGACAAAUCUUACCUUACAACCAAUUUAUUAACAAAUACCAUCUCACAAUCUCACAAACAGAAUACACUACAAUUUCCAACACAAUACCAAUAGGAAUUCUGCAGCUCCUGAAAGAUUCCCAAUUCCACCCUCUUACUCAGAAAAAUGAUGCCACAUUAUUCAUCCAUAACAUAGACAUAACAACCAAAGUCUGCUCAAAUAAAUUUAUCAGGAAUCUCAUUCAACCUUCAAAUGGACCGGCAGCCAACUCUUACUGGAGUUCAUUGUAUGGGGAGAUAAACUGGAGAGAAGCGUGGCUGGUUGGAGAGAAGCUGUUCAUUCACAAUAAGGUCAAAGAAAUAUCUACAAAAUCUGUCACAGUGUAUAUCUGGCAAAAAAAAACCCUGGAGAGGUUUAAAUUAAAUAUAGACUAUAACUGUGACUUUUGCCACACAGAACCAGAAACCAUCAUCCACCUCUUUUAUCAAUGCUCAUACAGUACAAACCUCUGGAAUCAUAUACAAAACCUAAUCCAUAACAAAACCGGACACAGGAUCGUCCUCCAGGAGAGCCACAUCCUCUUUCAGUUUGAAAAUCCCUCCAUACCUUACGGUCUUUCCCUUUUGUUACAGACUAUCAUCAUGCUGUUCAAAUUUCAUAUUCACUAAAGGAAAUGGGCAAAGAAAAAACCAAAUGGAAAAUACUUUGAAAAUGAACUCAAACAAUACUUUAAUACAAUAACAACAUCAUCAAACAACAAAGCCAUAAAAAUAUCAGACUUGUUUAUUAAAUACUUAAAAUUAACUGAUCUAAUAUAAAUUUGUUUAUAUUAUUAUUUAUUAGUUAAUUUCAUCCUCUUCUACUCACAAUCUGGACGAAUAUCAUCUGUCCCACAUGGUUGUAAUACUCCCUUUAUAUGACUCUUUGUGUUUACAGUGUAAUAUGAAUAAGUUGUUGUUUCCAUUUUGUGUUAUUCUCUAUGAUCAUUUUCAGUUAACACCCUGUAUAACCUCUUUGUGUUAAAUUUUUUAAAAAGUGCUAAUUUGAAAACCUGAUUUUACUCUUCACUUCCAGCAGGAGGCGGCUAUGGCGGCAAACACCGCGACGCUUACUGGGCAUGCGCACUCAGAUUAACCCGGAAGUGUAUCUAGUAAACAAUCCGCCGGACCACGAAGCCUCAGAGAUCGGAGUCCAGCUGCUUGUACCGUCAGUCUUCCCGGUUUACCGUCAGUCCGCCGCACGUACCACCUCCGAAAUGUCUAAAAUCGAGAUGCUGAGGCUGCUCAUCAACCAGCGGCUCACGGCGGCCGCGGAGGAAAUCUUCGAUGUGUUCGGGAGAACCAUAGCGGAAUACGAGGAGGAGAUCUCCCGCUCCAAGUUGGAGAUCGACCGCCAGCGCCGUCUGCUGGACCUAUCGAGGCAGCCGCGGAUCUCCCUGCAGGUCGACGGCUCAGCGAUCUCUGAGCAACAGGACUGGAGCUCCAGCGUGGAAACGAACGACGAGCAGUCGGCUCUCAUCAAAGAGGAGGACGACGAGGAUGUGUGGUCGGAUCAGCAGGACGACACGCCGCAGACAUCCGAGCACAACGACGUCAACUUCGUGUUGUUCCAGAGCGGCGGAGGCAGACAGCGGCAGGACAACGGCCACCGGAGAUCCUCGCUCCCGAAGUUCCCGAGUCAGGACCUGGAGGACUUGGAACUGGACCCCCAGCCGGGCACCUCGCUCCAGCAGAGCUGCUCCGACCUCAAUGAAGACGAACCGGAAGAGUCGGAUCUGGCUGCAGGUAAUGGCGACUGUGUGGAACUGGAGGUGCCCCUGCCUGAGAUGGUGGACUCGUACAUUUGCACCAUUUGCGGUCGGGCGUUCGCUCAGCGUGGUCACUGGGCCAAACACGUGCAGGUUCACCGCAAAAUUGAGACCAAAGUCGACAAAUCGUACACGUGCGACAUUUGCGGGAAAAGACUGACGCGAUUCGACGGUUACCAGAAACACCUGAGGAUCCACACGGGCGAGAAGCCGUACAGUUGUGACGAGUGUGGCCGCAGGUUCAGCGACAACUCGAACUACAAACGACACAUUCGCACACACAAAGUGCAGAAAGCACAACAGAGCUGAGGACGGGCUCACACUGACGUCUCACUGAGCAAACAAAAAACAGCCAAGAUGAGGAAAAAAAUUAGAUGUUUGCUUCCUUCUUAAGCUAAACCCUCUCCAAAAAGCAGAUUAUGUGAAAACAAUCUGCGUCCUGGUUUUAAAGAAGUCCUGGUUUUACUUACAGUUUGCUCUACUGUAACAUGGACGGAUGAGAAGAGGAAGAAGAGGCCAAACAGCUGCCACUGAACUAAAAAUUUUAGAGUAUUUUAUCAUUGUGGACUGAUAACCGGAGGCAAAACGUUUGACGUGAGCGGAUUUUACGUAUUUAUCCAAGGACCAAGAUGGGGAGAAAGAGACAAAUGUAGUAUUUUUCUAUCUUAUAUAUUUUAACAGACAUUUAUACACUGGAGGAAACAGGAGUUGCAGUUUACGGUUUUACAGUUCGCUGGAAGAUCUUUUUAUUUUCCAGUGCAGUAAAGCAAAGCAUUUUGCUUGUUGCAAAGUUUGAACACUAUGGAAACAUACAAGUCUGGAGUUUGUAUUUGGGAUGUUGGGAACCUUUGAAUCCCAGUUCAGGUUGUUGACUCAGAUCAGAAAAUCAAUAUUGCUUCAGGAACAGCUGGUAUGACAUUUACUAAAGUAAUAAAAUGUCAUUACUUUAAAACUCAA
Messenger RNA from Acanthochromis polyacanthus (spiny chromis), 8460 nucleotides. RefSeq names its product zinc finger protein 814-like. Gene Ontology annotation, molecular function: RNA polymerase II cis-regulatory region sequence-specific DNA binding; DNA-binding transcription factor activity, RNA polymerase II-specific. The record is from RefSeq and is a predicted model, not a curated record. The transcript has 3 exons. NCBI's taxonomy places the organism in Eukaryota, Metazoa, Chordata, Actinopteri, Pomacentridae. Gene Ontology annotation, cellular component: nucleus. Gene Ontology annotation, biological process: regulation of transcription by RNA polymerase II. Bases 201 to 1349 code for a protein of 382 amino acids.